GAUAACAUAAGAAAAAAGGCCAAUAAAUAUUAUGCAAGGUAGUGGUGGCGCCUCCUCGCGGGGUGCGGGCGAGGCUGCGUCACGUGACGGGGUGACGUCACGGCGCAGAGACGUGGCAGUCGUCAGCCAUCUUGUCUGAUCCGCGUUCUGAUAAAUCCUUGGCAAAAUGGGGAACAUAUUUGCCAACCUCUUUAAGGGCCUCUUCGGCAAGAAGGAGAUGCGAAUCCUGAUGGUCGGACUUGACGCGGCUGGCAAGACUACAAUCUUGUAUAAACUCAAGCUCGGAGAAAUUGUUACUACAAUUCCCACCAUUGGUUUCAAUGUUGAAACUGUGGAGUAUAAAAAUAUCAGUUUCACUGUAUGGGAUGUGGGCGGCCAGGACAAAAUCAGGCCCCUGUGGCGUCACUAUUUCCAGAACACGCAGGGCCUCAUCUUUGUUGUAGACUCCAAUGACAGAGAACGUAUUGGGGAGGCCAGAGAAGAGCUAAUGAGAAUGUUAGCAGAAGAUGAGCUUAGAGAUGCAGUGCUGCUCAUUUUCGCAAAUAAACAGGAUCUUCCCAAUGCCAUGAAUGCUGCAGAAAUCACAGAUAAGCUUGGCUUGCAUUCAUUGAGGAACCGUAAUUGGUAUAUCCAGGCUACAUGUGCCACAAGUGGGGAUGGUCUGUAUGAAGGCUUGGACUGGCUCAGUAACCAGCUGAAGAAUGCUAACCGCUAAUUGGCCAUCAGAGGCGUACGACGUUGAAUCAGUGGGUGUUGAUGUAACAAAAGGAUCAACAGUUUUUAAGGCCCACGCUGCACAGGAAAGUCAGUGAUGAGAUGGAAAACAAGAAGACUAUAUAAAUAAGAGUUCAGUGUGACACAAACACUGUGAGCAUGAUGGUUAAGGCGGCUGGGAGCAGUACGUUCCCAGCCAAGGUAGAAAGAUUUUUGGUUGGAAAAUGUGCAGUGAUGGAACAAGUGACAGGCUGAACAGUGCAGCGAUGAUCUUGCCCUCUGCGUCAAUGUGAACGACUUAAAAAGCAGUGAACAGAGAAUGAACCUUGCUGCCUGUCCAGUCUCAAGCUAACUACAUACAGCCUGAGGUCAGGUCAUACCGGGACCCAACGUUCUCAUCUUCAGUAGCACGAGAACUUAAAAUCAGGACAUGGGCCCCAGUAUGCAUCAUGGCUGAGAGUAAUGCCUUUAUACUGGUGUUUGUGCAGUUGAAAAACAAAGCUACAGAUAAUUCUUACUUUUCUUUUAUUAUAAGGAUAUUGUUUCAUUUUUAAGGUAGGGAUUUUUAUUAGAUUGUGUUUGCAGCUCACAUCUGUGUUAGAAUUGGUGCACAUUGCUAAGUUGGAAAUUUAAAGGAACUUUUUAUUAGAUGGGACAGACCAUACGUCAAAGUUGGAACAUUCCCGUUGAUGUGAAGCUUGUCAUAUUGUCUUUGUUUAUUCCUUGGAUUACAUGAAUAUAUUAUCUAAUACCAAUGUCCUUUCCCGAUAUUGUUAAAGCAAAGAGGCAGAUUUCCGUACAGGAAGUACAUUGAUAAAUAUGCUCUUUGACUAAAUGUAAUAAAAGGAUUUGUGCUUAA
Messenger RNA from Portunus trituberculatus (swimming crab), 1573 nucleotides. RefSeq names its product ADP-ribosylation factor 1 (gene Arf79F). Gene Ontology annotation, molecular function: GTP binding; GTPase activity. Gene Ontology annotation, biological process: intracellular protein transport; vesicle-mediated transport. Gene Ontology annotation, cellular component: cytoplasm; plasma membrane. The transcript has 5 exons. Lineage: Eukaryota; Metazoa; Arthropoda; Malacostraca; Decapoda; Portunidae. The record is from RefSeq and is a predicted model, not a curated record. Bases 167 to 715 code for a protein of 182 amino acids.